Messenger RNA from Necator americanus (New World hookworm), 633 nucleotides. RefSeq lists its product as uncharacterized. Gene Ontology annotation, molecular function: DNA topoisomerase binding; histone H3K4 methyltransferase activity; single-stranded DNA binding. Lineage: Eukaryota; Metazoa; Nematoda; Chromadorea; Rhabditida; Ancylostomatidae. Gene Ontology annotation, biological process: double-strand break repair via nonhomologous end joining; mitotic DNA integrity checkpoint signaling; DNA double-strand break processing. Gene Ontology annotation, cellular component: condensed chromosome; nucleus; site of double-strand break. The transcript has 5 exons. The coding region runs from base 1 to 633 and encodes 210 amino acids. The record is from RefSeq and is a predicted model, not a curated record.
AUGCUCUUAAAGUCCACAUUUUUUAAUACUCAUAUUUUGGUGUUUGUUCAGGCCGAAGUGCAGCAAAGUUCAGCUCCUCAGCAAUCGUUUAGCAACUCCGAGCAUUACAUAGAACAGUUCUUAUGGUCGGGUCAAAACGACAUGGAGGAUCCUGAGUUGCAGCGGGUGUGCUCGAAGUGGUGCGGCGGAGCGCAGCGGUUAGGAUCGAUUAGGGACCCUUGUCAACACCAAUCGGCAAUCGUCGAAGAUGAUCCGCUUGAAACAACAGGAGAGGUUGGCCAAGGACUAGGCAUUCAACAGUCGUCCACCAUUUGGAAAGAAAUUGGAAUGGUGAAAAAGUUGAACAACAAGAACCAUCCAUUUCUCGAUCGUAUUGUUACGUGCAAUGAGAAAUGGAUCCUUUGCGGCAACAGGAAGCAUCCUUCUCAACUGAUGGACAAGGACGAAGCUCCCAAGCACUUCCUGAAACCGAAAAUGCAUCCGAAGAAGACCAUGACUGUGAUUGUGUGGUGGUGUGCUGCAGGCAAUCCACUACAGCCUCAUGAAACCUGGGCUACUGAUGUCGAUCCAUACACAUUUUGUAUGUCGAAUAGUUCGUUAUCCUCAUUGUCCGAAUCGGAACACGAUAAAUGA